Otolemur garnettii (small-eared galago) is the source of this 736-nucleotide messenger RNA. RefSeq names its product DIRAS family GTPase 1 (gene DIRAS1). The transcript has a single exon. Gene Ontology annotation, molecular function: GTPase activity; GDP binding; GTP binding. NCBI's taxonomy places the organism in Eukaryota, Metazoa, Chordata, Mammalia, Primates, Galagidae. Gene Ontology annotation, cellular component: plasma membrane. Gene Ontology annotation, biological process: signal transduction. The record is from RefSeq and is a predicted model, not a curated record. The coding region runs from base 92 to 688 and encodes 198 amino acids.
UGUCUGACACUCCUCUCUGCACAGGGUCGGUCUGGGGUUCUAGCAACUGGCACCAGCCCUCCCGGCCCAUCCCCCACCUGCCCCGGGGAAGAUGCCCGAGCAAAGCAAUGACUACCGCGUGGUGGUGUUCGGGGCGGGCGGCGUGGGCAAGAGCUCGUUGGUGCUGCGCUUCGUGAAGGGCACGUUCCGUGACACCUACAUCCCCACCAUCGAGGACACCUACCGGCAAGUGAUCAGCUGCGACAAGAGUGUGUGCACACUGCAGAUCACAGACACGACAGGCAGCCACCAGUUCCCAGCCAUGCAGCGGCUAUCCAUUUCUAAGGGCCAUGCCUUCAUCCUGGUGUUCUCUGUCACCAGCAAGCAGUCACUUGAGGAACUGGGGCCCAUAUAUCAGCUCAUUCUGCAGAUCAAGGGCAGCGUGGAGGACAUCCCCGUGAUGCUGGUGGGCAACAAGUGUGACGAGACACAGCGGGAGGUGGACACACGUGAGGCCCAGGCCGUGGCCCAGCAGUGGAAGUGCGCCUUCAUGGAGACCUCAGCCAAGAUGAACUACAACGUCAAGGAGCUCUUCCAGGAGCUGCUCACACUGGAGACGCGCCGCAACAUGAGCCUCAACAUCGAUGGCAAACGCUCCAGCAAGCAGAAGAGGACAGACCGCAUCAAGGGCAAAUGCACCCUCAUGUGAGACCAGAAUGCCACCUGCCAUCCCCAGUCCCUGAUGCCUCCCCACACC